Messenger RNA from Rotaria socialis, 3009 nucleotides. The record is from the annotation of a GenBank genome assembly. NCBI's taxonomy places the organism in Eukaryota, Metazoa, Rotifera, Eurotatoria, Philodinida, Philodinidae.
AUGGACCAGCGAGUACGUUCUUUGCAUGGUACGACUCCGGAUGGUCUUGCACCAGGUUCUAUGAAGUCUCUAGGUGAAAAUAAAUUACGUGCAUUUGAACAAGGCGCUGUUGCUGUUAACGCUCGCGCAAAUUUAUCACGUAAAGAACGUGAAGGUCUUCGUGCUAAAAUUGAAGCUAGUGAAACAGAAGAAGUUUUGAAACAAUUCGUUGCUGAUUUCGAAGAACCAGCAAAUAAAAACAAUAAAACUUUUAUCAAAGGUGGAGUUUUUAAUCCAGGUUCACAUGAAGAAACGCCAAGUGAUCGGGGAAAAGCAUAUCGAGUAUCAACAUCGUUAAAUAAAAAAGAGGAAUCAUCACAUAGCAAAGAUAUUUUACAACAACAAAUAGCUAGAAGUAAUGCAGCAGCAUUGGCAGCUGCAGCGGCUCUUUCAACAGCAGCCGAAAACAAACCAAAAUUAAAAAGUGAUCGUGAUAAACGCAAAUCGAAUUUAGAAUCAUUUAAAGAAGAACUUAAAAGAAUUCAAGAAGAACGCGAUCGUCGUCAUUUACAAAAGCAAAGAGAAAAAGAAGGAAAAUCUACAAGAUUUCAACCACCACCAUCUCUUUCUGUACAUUCGGAUCUUGCACUCGAUUCGGAUUCACUGCAUCAUGAAAGUCGUCAUGCAAGUGAAGAUCCAAAUACAACAAAUUUAUUUAUUAAUACAAUUCCUCGUUCGAUGAAUGAAGCGAGUAUUAUGGAAUUAUUUGGCCGUUAUGGGCCAUUAGCAAGUGUUAAAAUAAUGUAUCCAAGAAGUGAUGAAGAAAAAUCUCGUGGAACUAAUUGUGGUUUUGUAGCUUAUAUGAGUCGUAAAGAUGCUGAAAGAGCCAUGAAUGAAUUAAAUGGUUCACAAUUAGAUUCCAUUUCUGUUCGAAUGAGUUGGGGACGAGCCGUUCAUGUUCCACCACAACCCGUAUAUAUUCCACCUACGAUGAGAGAACUGAUUAUGCCACCACCUCCAUCUGGUUUACCGUUUAAUGCUCAACCAAAUACGAAGUAUCGUGCGUCUAAAUUACAAGAUAUUAUUGGUCGAGAGCAGGAACUUUCGAAAUUUCUUGAACAUACUACUGUCCGAGUGAUUAUUCCUCAUGAUAGAGCUCUACUAUGUUUAAUUCAUCGAAUGAUUGAAUUUGUUAUUCGUGAAGGUCCUCUUUUUGAAGCUAUGAUAAUGCACCGCGAAUUGAAUAAUCCACAAUUUCGAUUUUUAUUCGAUAAUCAAAGUCCUGCUCAUACGUAUUAUCGAUGGAAACUUUAUUCGAUUCUUCAAGGUGAUACUGUAGCUGCCUGGAGAACAGAUGCAUUUCGUUUAUUCAAAAAUGGUAGUCUAUGGUUACCACCACAACCACAACAAUUUACAUCCGGUAUGCCUGAUGAAGUUUUUGAAAAAGUCAAAAAAGAAACAGAAAUCGAAACAAUUAUCAAACCAGAAAUAAUUACACCCGUGAUAAAUCAAAGUAGUACAAGCAAUAAACGAGGUCGACUUAGUCAUCGACAAAGAGAUCAUUUUGAAGAUCUUUUACGAAACUUAACGCCAGAACGAAUGAAAAUUGGUGAUGCAAUGAUGUGGGCAAUUGAUCAUGCUGAAGCAGCCGAUGAAAUCAUUGACUGUAUAACAGAAUCACUUUCAAUUCUUCAAACACCGUCACAUAAAAAAAUUUCUCGACUUUAUCUAAUAUCAGAUAUUCUUCACAAUUGUAGUGUGAAAGUAACUAAUGCGUCACAUUAUCGACGAGGAUUUGAAGUUCGCUUACCAGAUAUAUUCCAACAAAUUCAUCAAGCAUGGUCAUCUAUUGAUGGACGACUUCGUGCUGAACAAUUCAAACAAAAAGUGAUGAGUAGUUUUCGCGCAUGGGAAUCUUGGGCAAUCUAUCCAAGCGAUUUUCUUAUCAAACUUCAAAAUGUAUUUCUUGGUCUCGUACGACCAAAAGUCGCCCCAGAAAUCGAAGUCAAAAAAUCAACUUUCGAUGAUGAUAUUGAUGGUAAACCAAUUAAUCAUGAACCAACUGAUAGUCGACCAUUAGCACUUGUGGCUGAUUAUGACGAUGAAGAAGAUAUUGAUGGAAGACCCAUAUCAAUGUUAAGUUCAUCAGUCGAUGAUGAUAUCGAUGGUCGACCAUUGAAUAAUAAGCGAGAAUCUCGGCCACGUUUUCAUGAAGAAAUAGAAGACGUUUCUUCGUCAUCAUCCACAGUUAAACCUCGUUUUGUUCCAACAAAAUGGGAAUCUGUAGAUCCAACACAAGUAGCGACUCAAGCUGCAACUAUUUCUAAAUGGGAUUUUGAUCAAGAAUCAGCUAUUAAAGGAAAUGAAAGUCUAUAUGAAGAUUUAGCUGACAUAUCAAGAACAACAUUCGAUAAUAAUAAUCCUAACAACGAUGAAAAUAUUAGAAAUAAUUCAUCAGCAAGUACUCAUAGUAUUGAUAAUACAAUAGCGCCAGAUUCAUUAUCAACGUCCGAUGUGUCAGAAGAACGACGUCAAAAAUUACGAGAUGUUGAAGUUCAGGUAUUGAAAUAUACAGAUGAAUUAGAAUCUGGACGACGUGCACGUGCAUAUGGUCUUUCAUUAACUGAAGAAAUUGAAUUAUAUCGACAAAAUCUAUUAAAAAAGAUUGAAGUUGACGAAAAAUCGAGAACUUUUUCAUCGCCGGAUUCAUCGAAACUGCCAAAUCGCACGUCAACGUCAAAUAAACAACAGCCAGACACGUCAAGAAAUAAUACAUCACGAUAUUCUCAACAACGAAGCAUCGACGAGAAAAAUCAAGAAACUAGUUCGCGUCGCGACGAUUCGUCUUCUAGACAUAGAUCAACUUCAACAAGAAGUAAUUCAUUAGGUUCAAAUCAAUCUGAUUCUGCACGACCAUUAUCGUCCAAAAUGACUACUGAUCAUCACCAUCAGCAUCAUCAACACAAACGGAAGCGCGAAGAACGUUCACCAUCGCCGUCCUCUCGUCAUUCUAGACCCAAUCGCCGAUAA